This is a messenger RNA of Homalodisca vitripennis (glassy-winged sharpshooter), 1248 nucleotides long. RefSeq lists its product as uncharacterized. The transcript has 8 exons. NCBI's taxonomy places the organism in Eukaryota, Metazoa, Arthropoda, Insecta, Hemiptera, Cicadellidae. Bases 1 to 1248 code for a protein of 415 amino acids. The record is from RefSeq and is a predicted model, not a curated record.
AUGGUAGACACGAUAACAAAGCCUUCUACAUCUUCAAUAAAAGAUUCUCAACAAGAUCAGUGCUCAAAUGACAAAGAUUCGUUUUUAUGUGUGGAUGAACUCUUUGAAGAUGAACCUGGCAAGCAGGCUGCAACUGCAGAAAUUGUUGAAAAUUUUAUAGAAGAUAUAAAUGACUACGAAGAGGAAUUUUGGGAUGAUUCAGAUUGGGAGCCGUUUGGUGAAGAAAGUGAUGAAUCAGAGAAUGAGUUUAGCAGCAUUAAAAGAAGUAAUAAAAGAAAAGCCAGUAGACAAUUAUUUGCUCCAAGUAGCAAAAAAGCUACUAUUCUAACAGGCCAAUCAAACAAUCCCCUGCCACUGGCUCAUCAAAGCAACACUCAAGAUUCCUCCUCCAAUGAUUCUCAACAAGAUCAGUGCUCAAAUGACAAAGAUUCGUUUUUAUGUGUGGAUGAACUCUUUGAAGAUGAACCUGGCAAGCAGGCUGCAACUGCAGAAAUUGUUGAAAAUUUUAUAGAAGAUAUAAAUGACUACGAAGAGGAAUUUUGGGAUGAUUCAGAUUGGGAGCCGUUUGGUGAAGAAAGUGAUGAAUCAGAGAAUGAGUUUAGCAGCAUUAAAAGAAGUAAUAAAAGAAAAGCCAGUAGACAAUUAUUUGCUCCAAGUAGCAAAAAAGCUACUAUUCUAACAGGCCAAUCAAACAAUCCCCUGCCACUGGCUCAUCAAAGCAACACUCAAGAUUCCUCCUCCAAUGAUUCUCAACAAGAUCAGUGCUCAAAUGACAAAGAUUCGUUUUUAUGUGUGGAUGAACUCUUUGAAGAUGAACCUGGCAAGCAGGCUGCAACUGCAGAAAUUGUUGAAAAUUUUAUAGAAGAUAUAAAUGACUACGAAGAGGAAUUUUGGGAUGAUUCAGAUUGGGAGCCGUUUGGUGAAGAAAGUGAUGAAUCAGAGAAUGAGUUUAGCAGCAUUAAAAGAAGUAAUAAAAGAAAAGCCAGUAGACAAUUAUUUGCUCCAAGUAGCAAAAAAAGCUACUAUUCUAAACAGGCCAAUCAAAACAAUCCCCUGCCACUGGCUCAUCAAAGCAACACUCAAGAUUCCUCCUCCAAUGAUUCUCAACAAGAUCAGUGCUCAAAUGACAAAGAUUCGUUUUUAUGUGUGGAUGAACUCUUUGAAGAUGAACCUGGCAGUAGGCCUACCUAUCAGACUAACCAAGACAACUUAACUUGCCUCGAGAUGGAUAAUAAUCUCCGCUCAUAA